AAAAGGGAGGGGAAAGUUUGGGUCACAGAGAGAACACCUACCAAUGACUAACUGACUGUCCAAAACACCUAGAGAGCAAGAAAGAGGUAAUUGAAGUUUUUACACCUGUAUAUUCAUUGCAUUUGUUUUGAGGUUACAAUUUUGCAAGGUGUUCUCAUUUCAGUCAAUGUACUUUUUUCCUUUGAAUUACAUGAUCAUUGCAACAUUUCUUACUAUAAGAGGUGACAUGAGGCUAAGGAAAGGGAGUGGCUGAGUUAUAGGCUAAGGUAAACCGCAGAGGUGUGUAAUACAAGUAAAGAGGAAAAUAUAGGGGAUUGUCAUAUAUGGUUGAAGAAGCAUACAGAGGACAGGUGCUUUGGAAGACAAAUUGCAUCUGAUUCAGGAUUCAAAUCUAAAUCACAUUUCUCAGGACAGCAGGAAGGUGACAGGACACUAUACUGGUUCUAGAAAUAAGCAAAACAAAUCUUCUGGGCUAUAUUUCGAGGGUCCUAGAAAAGGUCAUCUGCUGCACUCAUGGGAACCAUGGCAAGUUACUUGUACUACCUGCUCCCAGCAAUAGGGGGCUAUGCUCUCACGUCACUCUACUUUCUGAGGAACCCUCAUAUUCUUCAUAAGAGAAAGAAGACGGCUUUCUACUGUACCCACAUUUCUCAUAGAGGAGGCUGUGGUGAAAGGAUUGAGAACACAUUGGAGGCCUUUACACAUGCUGUUGACAUGGGCACCGAGAUGCUGGAGCUGGACUGUCACUUGACCAAAGAUGGUCAUGUGGUUGUGUCACAUGAUGAAGAACUCCUGAGGCAGACUGGGCACGACGUUUCCAUCUCCUCCUUAAACCUGGAGGACUUGCCACUUUAUAAAGAGACACUCGAGGUUACCUUCAAGACAGGUCACUACAGCACUGGGUCAGAGAGAAACAUUGCUUUAUUAGAGGAUGUGUUCCGCAAAUUUCCUCACAUGCCUGUGAACAUUGAAGUGAAAGAGGAUAACUGUUCACUAAUUGGAAAGGUUUCUGAUCUUGUGAAGAAAUACAACAGAGAAGGCAUCUCAGUUUGGGCGUCUGAGGACUCAACCAUCAUAGCCCACUGUCGCAAAGUGAAUCCCUCCAUGCCCUAUGCGUUCACUCAAAAGAGAGGUUUACUGCUGUUACUCUUGUAUUAUACCGGCCUUCUACCAUUUGUCCCACUGGGAGAAAGUUUUUUGCAGUUCUACUUGCCACAAAUCAUUAACAGAGCAUUCACACCAGACACGUGGAUUCUGAAAAACAGUUUUGUGGUCUUCUUAAUUGACAGACUGACUAUGCGAAAAGGGAUGUUCAAGCACCUUAGAGAAAGAGGAAUUCAGAUUCAUCUCUUUGUGUGUAAUGAAGAACAGGAUAUUGAGGCAGCAUUUUCUCUGGGAGCAACUGGAGUCAUGAGCGACUAUCCCUCCCUUUUGUCAAACUAUAUGAAAACGCGCAAACAAGCCAACUGAUAAACAAGAUACAGAGCAUAUACUCCACCCAUUUUGUCAAACACUCAAAUACUGUUUACCUUUAAACAUGCAUAUGUUUCUUACUAACAAUGCCUACAAUACGUAGCAAUUAAUCAAACCUUGGUCUACUAAUAACACAAGAUUUACUGCAUUCCUAUUACAGUAUGAGAGUUAUAUACAAGUGGUAACACAUGCAAAAAUAAAUAAACAAUAUAAAAAACGA
This is a messenger RNA of Triplophysa dalaica, 1693 nucleotides long. It is a transcript of the gene gdpd3a, whose product is annotated as glycerophosphodiester phosphodiesterase domain containing 3a. The coding region runs from base 514 to 1470 and encodes 318 amino acids. Gene Ontology annotation, molecular function: phosphatidylcholine lysophospholipase A1 activity; phosphoric diester hydrolase activity. The transcript has 12 exons. Gene Ontology annotation, cellular component: endoplasmic reticulum membrane. Gene Ontology annotation, biological process: glycerophospholipid catabolic process. The record is from RefSeq and is a predicted model, not a curated record. Lineage: Eukaryota; Metazoa; Chordata; Actinopteri; Cypriniformes; Nemacheilidae.